UAGCUGAGGCGGGUAGAACCUUCCAGAGCAGGGCGUAACAGGAACUGAGUUGGAGCGUAAAUACUAAACGAGGCAUAUGCAACUCAGUCUGCUGUAAAUUACAAUCCGUUAUUUAGGGUUCGAAACGCAGAUAGUCAUCUGUACGGUUUAUUCGCACUUCAGAGGAAAAUACACAUCCACUCAAUCGGAGUCCAGACAUAGUUGAGGAUGGACGGCGGAGUUACCAUAGUUACCAACCCCAGUGUGGAUGUUCGUUUAACCAGCAGCCUCUCCACCUUCGAGGUGAGGCGCAGGUUCAACAGAGGGAUCACUGUAGCAGAACUAAAGGGGAAACUGGAGAUGAUUGUGGGAGUUUCUGCCUCCUCCAUGGAUUUGGAGAUUUUUAGCGUGGCGGAUACGUUCCUACAAAAAAUGGACGAUGAUGAAGCUUUACUUGGUUCCUAUCCUAUAGAUGACAACUCCAGAAUAAAUGUUAUUGAUAAAAGUGGAGGUCAGGUGGGAGAGUUGUUUGAUGUUUCCAAAGUUGAAAAGUUUGAGCUCCCAGAUGACGCCUAUGAUAAAAGAACAGAUUCAGCAAGAUCAUUCAUGAAGAAACUCCAUGUUGGUCCGUACAACGAGGAAGAGACUGCCAAAAAGAAAGCUGAGCUCGCUGCUCGGAAUGAGGAAGAGAAGACUGCUGCUGAUGCCAUUUCUGUUGGCAGCCGCUGCCAAGUGAAAGUUCCUGGGCAACCCACAAAGCUUGGCACAGUCAUGUAUGUUGGUACAACAGAUUUCAAGCCGGGUUAUUGGGUGGGUGUGAAGUAUGACGAACCCCUGGGCAAACACAAUGGAACCGUUCAGGGGAAACAAUACUUUGAAUGUGAGAAUAAAUACGGAGCAUUUGUGAAGCCGAAGACUGUGACUGUGGGAGACUUCCCCGAGGAGGAUUACGGUUUAGAUGAGAUGUAGGACUGGUUCUGAUCACUAGUUUUCUUUAUGUUGGUCAUUUCUUUGACCCAAAAUUAAAACAUUGUCCUCAAAUGUUCAUUAUCUGCUCAUUAGAGGAGAUGGAGAAUCAUUUCUUUGCAACAUAGGUUUUUGUUUGUGCUUCUCUGGAAGGCAUGAUCCUAAAGCACUUUAGCUUUUUUUUACUGUAACUUGAUGGAUGCAACUGCCAAGUUGUUUUCGAAACAGAAGAAAACCACCAACAUGGAUUUAAAUCUCUUUUAUACACGAUUGUGUUUUUGUUGCAGAUGGUUGAUUUUAUAUUUUCACACUUUCAGUUUUUUUUCUCUCUAGCUUCCUAACAAUUUAUGUUUUCAUUAGUCAUACAAUGUUGCUUUGUUUAAAGAUGACUGUAUGUACAAAUGUUUAUAAUUAUUUAGUUCUGGUAUUGUCAAGAUUGUGUUGCUUUGUCAUUGUCUAAGAUUUGAAAAGCUGUUGGGAAAACAAUUACCCUGGCAUACAGUAAAUCAAACACAUGUCAGUACUUGUAUAACUACCUGUAGUUUUUUAUUUUUAUUUGAACUCUAAAUUUGCACCCAAUGGGAAAGUUUGUUUCUACCAAGAUCUCCAAGUCAACAGAUCUCAAUACUGGUGACCAUUUUUUAGGACAGCUACUUUUCUUUUUAUUAAUUUAUAUUUUUUUUAUUUGGGGUUUCAUUUGUCAGUUUUGGUAUGCUAAUGUCUGGGGGCACUUCUCUGUAUUUUUAUAUGUUGCUCAGAAGAUAGGAGAAAUAAUUCAAUAACAUAUACACUAACACAAGGAAAAACAUUUAGAGGGUUUGUUAAAUUCUUGCAAAUAUAUUGGUUAAUUUUUGGUAAGACCACUGUGUUAGGUCUUUCUAAGUAAAAUGAUGACUCCGAGAACGUGAGCAGCAACUAAUGUUCAAACAAAGCUUUCAAUACCUUUUAAAAAAUAACCUGAAAGAUACUUUAUAGUAUGACAGAUCUGUUUGAAUCAUUGCGGCUAAAUAUAAAAGUUGAAUGGAUGGUCAAGACUCAAAGAAAGUAGUUCUUUAUAAAGUACAGAUUGUGCUACAGUUACUUAUGCAUUCAUCCUUAGAAGCAAGUUUUUAAUAGAGAUGUUAAAUCCUGAAACAUUUGGUUUUUUUUCCCAUACAGAAAACAAUUCUAAAAUAUUAGUGUUGCAGCAAAACAGGUUGUACAUCAAAGAAAUGGUUUCAAACAAAAGAAACGGCUGUAAUUUCACAUCUGUGUUACGUCUACUUCCCUAUUUACUGUUAAGACUACAGCAUUUUUUUCAAGUACACUUAAAUGUAUUUUUAUAGUUUUGCUCCAAAUCAGAAAUAACCCAUCUUUCUUUGUUUUCUGAAGUUUUGAGGGGAAAAGUAAAUUAUCUGUCAGAUAGUAGUAGACAAAAUCAGUUAUUGAUUUGAAAUGUGUUGGUGUUUGUGUACCAAAUGAUGGGUAAUUAAAGUUUAAAAAUAAACAACUGUCCGUACAAA
Molecule: messenger RNA, 2447 nt
Organism: Nothobranchius furzeri (turquoise killifish)
Lineage: Eukaryota; Metazoa; Chordata; Actinopteri; Cyprinodontiformes; Nothobranchiidae
Gene: tbcb
Product: tubulin folding cofactor B
Biological process (GO): post-chaperonin tubulin folding pathway; tubulin complex assembly; cytoplasmic microtubule organization
Cellular component (GO): nucleus; cytoplasm; microtubule plus-end
Molecular function (GO): microtubule plus-end binding; alpha-tubulin binding
Source: RefSeq, a predicted model, not a curated record